This is a messenger RNA of Drosophila serrata, 708 nucleotides long. RefSeq names its product BUD31-like protein (gene l(1)10Bb). Gene Ontology annotation, biological process: mRNA splicing, via spliceosome. Gene Ontology annotation, cellular component: spliceosomal complex; nucleus. The record is from RefSeq and is a predicted model, not a curated record. NCBI's taxonomy places the organism in Eukaryota, Metazoa, Arthropoda, Insecta, Diptera, Drosophilidae.
UAGGGUGUCAGCCACAGCUGUUCAUAUUUUCACAAAACUUCAAAUCAUCAACAAAAUCAAAUAAAUAAAGCUCCCAGUUGAAAAUAUUUUAUUGUAUUUUUGAGAUGCCAAAGGUGCGCCGCAGUCGCAAACCCCCGCCAGAUGGCUGGGAGCUCAUAGAACCCACUUUGGAGGAACUCGAGCAAAAAAUGCGCGAGGCCGAGACUGAACCGCACGAGGGCAAGCGCAUCACGGAAUCAUUGUGGCCAAUUUUUAAGAUUCACCACCAGAAGACGCGCUACAUAUACGAUUUGUUCUACCGGCGUAAGGCCAUUAGCCGGGAACUAUACGAUUAUUGCCUAAAGGAAAAGAUAGCUGAUGGCAACCUGAUUGCCAAGUGGAAGAAGUCCGGAUACGAGAAUCUUUGCUGUCUGCGUUGCAUCCAGACGAGGGACACGAAUUUCGGCACCAAUUGCAUCUGCCGGGUGCCAAAAUCGAAGCUGGAGGAGGGUCGCAUUGUCGAGUGCGUCCACUGUGGAUGCCGCGGAUGCUCUGGAUAGAUCGGACACGCAUGGGACGUCCCGAGAAGGUCCUGCAUCCUCAGUCGGUAGUUUCCAUUUUCAAUUUCAACUUAGUUUGUAAAUACAUUUUAUACAACAAACGCAGCCGAACAUAAAGACAAGAAAACCAACGAAUAAAAAGGUCCAUGCAAAGCCAGCGAACUAUGUA